GCAACGUGAUGGUUGAGCAAUUUACAUUUACAUCGUUUGAAAACCGAUUAGAUUACGCAAAAUAAAAAACGGUUUUGCGACGGGGUGUGGUAAAAUCAACUGACAUUUAACUAAACCGCUUGUUGAAACCUCGCAGAAAUGAAAUUCGCGCAUUGUCGCAGUAACAGAGAACGACAGAGCGAUAUCGACAAUUUUAUCGAGUGAUAUAAAACGAUAAGGACGCGGUUGGAUCAGAAAUUCGGCACGUGGAUCUGUGAACGAUGCAGCGAGGAAAAUAAGGCAAGAAACUAGGCGAGGAAGAAGGGAUAGGAAAUUGCGCGAGAACGUUAACAACAAGGACGGAUAUCCAUUUUAGAAGAGGAAGAAAAAGAAGUCAAUCGCGCGAUCAGCUGAUCGCCACCGCGUCAUUCAGUCAUUCUUACAAUUCUACCAUGGCGCGUAAUGUUUUCCGGACGGCACAAAGCAACCAUCGUCUCAGGGAAUAUAUUAUUUACCAUAAUAGAGGGGUCCGGAGCGAGCUGUUUCACUCUGAGCAAUGAGUCCGCAAAGUCAUAAGAAUAAUCUAACUGCAAAAGACAUGCAGUCCAACGGAUACUCUGCUGGCAAUACCAUGGCCAAAGAAGCGAAAAAUCAUUCAUCUCCUUGUGAGUCAGUGGAUUCGAUGCCUUGGUUUGGGAUGGAUAUAGGCGGUACAUUGUGUAAAUUAGUGUACUUUGAGCCAAAAGAUAUAACGCGAGACGAAGCGGACGCAGAAGUUGAGACGUUAAAAAAUAUUCGUCGAUACCUUACCAAAAAUUCAGCAUACGGAAAAACUGGUCAUCGUGAUACACAUUUACAAAUGAAUAACGUCAGCAUUAGAGGCAGACGAGGAACGUUACAUUUUAUUAGAUUUCCCACAAGCGAAAUGGGAAAUUUUUUAGCACUAGCAAAAUCAAAGGGUAUGGCCAAUCUCGUGACUACUGUUUGCGCCACUGGUGGUGGUGCUUUUAAGUUCGAAGAUAAUUUCAAAAAGGAAGUAAAUAUGAACUUGGCAAAGUUCGAUGAAUUAGAUAGUUUAAUACGCGGAAUGCUCUAUAUAGAGACUACGAAUCCACGUGAAUGCUAUUAUUGGUCGAAUCCCACCGAUGACAGCAAAUGCCAAAAAGUACCCUACGACUUCUCCGAACCAUAUCCUUUCUUGCUCGUUAAUAUAGGCUCUGGAGUAAGCAUACUGGCUGUGUAUGGGUCAGAAAAUUAUAAAAGGAUAUCUGGAACAAGUUUAGGUGGGGGUACGUUCUUAGGAUUAUGUUGUCUGCUUACUGGAUGUAAUACCUUUGAGGAGGCGAUAGAAUUAGCAACAGGCGGUGAUAAUACAACAGUAGAUAAAUUGGUUAAGGAUAUUUAUGGCGGCGGUUAUGGUCGUUUCGGUCUUCCCGGAGAUUUAGUUGCAAGCAGUUUUGGACAAAUGAAUUCUAAAGAUCGCAGAAAUACCGUCACGAAGGAAGAUUUGGCGCGUGCAACUCUUGUUACUAUCACGAAUAAUAUUGGUUCUAUUGCGCGUAUGUGUGCUGGCAAUGAAAAAAUCGAGAGGGUCGUAUUUGUAGGGAAUUUUCUCAGGGUAAAUCCCAUAGCGAUGAAGUUAUUGGCCUAUGCUAUGGAUUAUUGGUCCAAAGGAACUUUGAAAGCCCUGUUUUUGGAACAUGAAGGUUAUUUCGGCGCGGUGGGAUGUCUAUUACAAUUUAAUGGCGAAUCGUGCUAAACACAAUAGAAAAUGUCGGGGAAACAGUCAUACAACAUGCAUCAUUCCAUAUGACCAACUUCGUAGAACAUUUCUCGAGUGAGCAAGAUUGUUCAACAUAAUUAUAUUUAUUUUUGUUACAUUUUUCUCAAUUAUUCAUGAAUCUACUGUCUAUUGAAUAAUCGUUUAUUAUAAUGAGAAUACGGAGAAACCUUGAUAUUUAGCAAUAAGAUUAAGGAUAUAUUUGUAAAAUGUCAUCGUAUAAUUUAUCACUAUUUUAAUGUAGGAAAAAAUAAUUGUGUCAAGAUAGUUCUUUUCUUUUUUGGUCGGAGGGUAAUUAUUUCGAUAUAAUUGUUCGAUUACGAGCACAAAUUUGAUACUCGGCAGGUAGAAUCAAUAAUGGACCAAUCCAAAGGGAUUAAGGAUUGCCUUUCCUUCCGAUGUUCGUUACAUGCCGCAUAUAGACUAGUUCUACCUCAUAAUUUAUAUUGUAAAGUUUUUCUACGAAUGUGCACAGGUUUUUAUGUAUAUAAGUAAUAUGGCAAUCGUUAUUACACUUGCACAUUUUUUCGUAACAAUGGAAUAAAAUCAUUGUAGCGGUAAAUACUUUCGCACUUUACUUUAAUUGUUAAUAUUUGUUAUUAAUGCAUUGCGUGUUAUAUAAGAUGAAAUUUUUAAUACGAAUUUUUUAUUGAAUAUUAAUGCAACUUGCUAAUGAAACAUUAUUCAUUCGCAUCUGGCAAUUGCAUAAAUUAAGAAUUUUUUAUCGAUUCAGUGAGCUAUUGUAAUGCAAAAUAUACGCUUCCGUCAGGAUAUUAUGAAACGAUGCAGUACAUAUUCCAAGUUAUCAAAGAUGUGUCAAACGUUAAAUCUUGUUUCUGAGAAAUAUGUAGUAAUGCGAUCGAAAUCAUUAAAAAACUGACAUUAUAUCGCAAAGAAAAUGUAUAUAUUUUAGAAAUAUUGUUUUUUAGAAAACAGUAUAAUCGUGAUAUAUAUUUAUCUUCUAUUUUAACUAUUUGAAAUGUAACAAUUGAUAAAACUUUCGAUAUGUUAUUACUUGUAAUUUAUCGAAUAAUUUGACAUUACCACAAACGUAUCCUUAUGCAAACGAAUAACUUAUUUCUGUUGCAAUGUAUUGUGAAAACAUGCCAAACAAACUUUAAUAAAAUAUCAUUUUAAUAUACAA
This is a messenger RNA of Temnothorax curvispinosus, 2903 nucleotides long. RefSeq names its product pantothenate kinase 3 (gene fbl). The transcript has 12 exons. NCBI's taxonomy places the organism in Eukaryota, Metazoa, Arthropoda, Insecta, Hymenoptera, Formicidae. The record is from RefSeq and is a predicted model, not a curated record. Gene Ontology annotation, biological process: coenzyme A biosynthetic process. The coding region runs from base 536 to 1738 and encodes 400 amino acids. Gene Ontology annotation, molecular function: pantothenate kinase activity; ATP binding. Gene Ontology annotation, cellular component: nucleus; cytosol.